GGUUAAAUAGCUAAAAGCGCGGCAGGCGGAACCCGGGAGCGCGGCGGCGGGCGCGGCGGAGGGAGCAGCCGCAGCACCGCUCCGCCGGUCACCUUGCGGGGCGGCCGCCAUGGUGUUCCUGCCCGACGAGUCGCGCUCGCUGCCGCCGCCCCCGCUGGUCAACAAGGGCUCGGUCUGGUUGGGGUUCGCGGGCUGGGUGGCGGCCCUGCUGGAUAACGGCUACAACCACCGCCCCGUCCUCCGAGCCGGUCUUCACCGCCAGGUCCUGUUCACGACGGUGGGAUGGUUUGUUGGCUAUUACCUCACUAAACGUGCGGAUUACAUACACGCCAAGGUGGACAGGGAGCUCUUGGAGUAUGUCAGGCAUCACCCAGAGGAUUUCAAGAGAGCAGAAAGGAAAAGAAUAGGAGAACUUUUGGAGGAUUUCCAUCCGGUUCGCUGAGGAUUUCUCCAGCGGUGAUGUGUUACAAGAUGAAAUAAUUCCAUACUGAGACCCUGGGCAGGCUGGCUGUAACUGUUCAUGGCUUGAAAAUGAACCAUUACUUGCUUUCACAUAAUAAAAACUAUGAUUAAAUAA
Columba livia (rock pigeon) is the source of this 577-nucleotide messenger RNA. RefSeq names its product NADH:ubiquinone oxidoreductase subunit C2 (gene NDUFC2). Gene Ontology annotation, biological process: mitochondrial electron transport, NADH to ubiquinone. The coding region runs from base 110 to 442 and encodes 110 amino acids. The record is from RefSeq and is a predicted model, not a curated record. NCBI's taxonomy places the organism in Eukaryota, Metazoa, Chordata, Aves, Columbiformes, Columbidae. The transcript has 3 exons. Gene Ontology annotation, cellular component: mitochondrial inner membrane.